Messenger RNA from Protobothrops mucrosquamatus (brown spotted pit viper), 3321 nucleotides. It is a transcript of the gene TMEM132A, whose product is annotated as transmembrane protein 132A. The transcript is spliced from 10 exons. Lineage: Eukaryota; Metazoa; Chordata; Lepidosauria; Squamata; Viperidae. Bases 1 to 3315 code for a protein of 1104 amino acids. The record is from RefSeq and is a predicted model, not a curated record.
AUGAGGCUUGAACACAUGCUGUUACUUAGCCUUUCCCUCCAGGAUUGGGAGUGGGAAUGGGGUCACAAACGUAAAUGUCUAUGGAGUGAGGGAGUUACAUAUCUGAUGUUGAUGGGCAUAGUUCUCCUAUUUGCAGCGGAUUGUGAAUCUGAUCCUCCUGACUCGGUGUAUUUGCCAGCUGAAUUAAAAGUACUCAAUGGCUCAGAAUAUUUCCGUCUUCAGCGUACUGACCGUUAUUCACCAGGAAAUGCUUCCUUCAGCUCUCGCUCAGAGACGUUCCUCUUCCUUCAUCGUCGACUUGCAGGAAAACCCAGUAUCCAGGCUACCUACCUUCCUUUCACUGCCCAGCAGGAAUUUCCAACAGAUAAUUCCCAGUUCACAGGUUUCUCUACUACCUGGGACAUCCGUGCUGUAUCCAUUGAAGGCACAGUAUCUCCUUAUGAGCCCUACGCUCGUGUUCUUUUUCACCUCCAAGGGCAGGAUUGGAUGUCAAAACGACACCCCCUGCCUUGCGUCAGCCUGCAUGUCUUCCAUCAGGCCCAGGCUGUGCAUCGGGCCUGCCACCUUCAGGCUCCCCUGGGCAUGUGUGUGGUGGAACUAGAACUUCCCCCUCGCUGGUUCUCUCCUCCACUUGGCACUCUUCAUCGCAGAUCAGAGGAUUCAGUCACCCCAACUCUAAGAGCAGAGUUAUACUAUAGGCUGGAGGCCAUUCUACCUGGGAAAGUACACAGAGAGUGUCCCCAUGUGCGAACCCAGCAGAGGCCGCAUCCGGGUACAGAAAGCCCCAAGGAGCAGCUGCACUAUGUGGGCCCUGUGGAUAUCAGAGUGAUGAGCCCUCCACGGCGGCAGGAAGUGCGGUUGGAUGACAAUGUGAUGGUCCGAGUACCUGACACAGCCCUGCGCCCAGGACAGCUUUUCACUGCCACUCUCAUUCUGCAACAGAACUUCACAGCUGAUCUGCUGACUCUCCGAAUCAAGGUAAAGAAAGGGUUACAGGUUCUGGCUGCUCGCCCCACCAGACCAGAGGCUUGGACGGCAAAGCUGGACAAGUUCAAGAGUGCCAAACACCACACGGCUUUGAUCACUUGUCGUCGUUCUUCUGGCAGUGGGUUGGAGUGGAAGGCAGCAGAUUCUCCAGAGUUCCUAUAUUUGGAUUUUCUUGUGGAGAAUGGUACAGGUGCUCUGGCCGCUACACGCCCUGUUACCUGGCAAGUGGAGUACCCUGGCCAGGAUCCUGAGGCUGAGAAGGACAAGAUGGUGUGGGAGAUCCAAGUAUCGGAGAGAGAUGUACGGGCCUUGGUUCCAUUAGUAAAGGAGCAGGAAAUUGUGAACACUGCACUCCUCACAGGAAUCCCCCAAUCUGUGCCUGUGAGGCUGGUUGUGGUUGAAACAGGAGGAGCUGUAUCGGAAGUAACACAGCAGAUGGGAUGUGAAUCCUCUAAUAAGCAGGUCCUUCAGGUUUCAGAUGUAUGUGAUGCUGUCUAUGUAGGAGGAAAAGAGAGCCGAGGGGCACGGGGUGUACGGGUGGAUUUCUGGCACCGACGCCUGCAUGCAUCAUUACUCUUUACUGUCUGGGCUCCACUUCUGCCUUUGCGUAUUGAGCUAACCGAUACCUCUUUGGAGCAAAUACGAGGCUGGAGGGUAUCUGGCCCAGUGUCUGAGAGUCCAGCAGAACCAGAAGAGGGUGGAGAAGAAGCUGAGAGGAGAGCACGUGGCUGUCGGCUCCAAUACCAGCGUGCGGGGGUCCGUUUCCUCACCCAUUUUGUAGCUCACCCUCUAGAGGGUGGACGUCACCUGACCUACAUGCCAAGCUCUGAUUGGCUGCUGGAUGUUUCGCAUCUGGUGCAGAAGCAUGCUAGAAUCCAAGACCCUCGAAUAGCAACACUGGAAGGUGGGAAAGUGGUGGUUGGCCGUGAAAUAGGAAUGACCUCUGUGGAGGUGCGUUCUCCUGUUUCCGAUUCUAUCCUGGGGGAACAGACUCUGGUGGUGUCAGAAGAGAAAGUCUCAGUUUCAGAGCUGCAGGCCCAGCUGGUAUCAGGUCUACAAUUGACAGUGUUUGCAGAACCAGGACAUCCAAAUGUUUUCACUGCAGUGUGCCAGGGCCUUUCUGCUCUGCAUUCCCUGAAACAGGAAGCAGUUCUGAGCAUCUGGUUGGUAUUCAGUGAUCACACCUUGGCUCCAGUAGAGCUUUAUGGCCGGCGGGAUGCAUCUCUCUUGCUUUCUUCCUUGAAUCCUGAUGUAGUAUCAGUGCGGCUGGAAGAGGAACAUGCUUACCCAGUGAUCAUUGCUGAAGGCCCAGGCCAGGGGUCCCUCCUGCAGCUCAGCCUACAUUCCCCAGACUCUUGCCGCAAGGGGAAACAUAAGGCUCCCCUUUCCCAGGGGACAGCAUGGCUGGAAGUGAACUUUGGCUGGCACCUCCUGACCACUAAGAGCCCACAGCAAGAAGAUCUCCAUCUACAUGGUAAGGCCCCCUUUCGGCGAGCAGAAGGUGCCAUGUCAGGUGAAGCAGUGACCGUUGCAGCUAUCACAGAGAAUGGCAGAGGUUCAAGAAGGCGUGGCCCAGUAGCACGAGGGCCGCCGAUGACCAAAUUUGAGGGAGCUGAUGUUAGCUCCUAUGAGGAUAUUGAACAAGUGGAAGAAGUAGAGGAAGAUGAGAUGGUGAAGGCACCUGCAAGGGUGACAGAUCUAGAGAUUGGAAUGUAUGUCCUCCUGGGAGUUUUCUGUCUGGCCAUCUUUAUCUUCCUCGUCAACUGUGUGGUCUUUGUCCUUCGUUACCAGCACAAGGAACCUCCUGAUGCUGGAUCAGGUCCAGCCUCUUCUGCCCAGCAGCCUCACAAUUGGGUCUGGCUAGGCACUGAUCAGGAGGAUCUUAGUCGGCAGCUGGAUCUGUGCAAGCAACACUGCAAAGACCAGCCUCGGGGCCCUUCUAGUACCAACGAGGGGUACUCUUGCUGUGCAGGGCCAGAAGGAACUUUGGAAGCUUUGGCCCCAGAGGCCCCAGCUCCAUUACCAGAGCCAGAAACAGGGGUCUCUGCUAAUAAUUUGGGCCUGACUACACCAGGGAACCCAGCACUGACCAGCACCUUGUCCAGGAAGAAAGAGGGCAGGGAUGUGGGUGGCCGGCGGAAGCGUGUAGAAUUUGUGACCUUUGCUUCACCGUCCAACUCCGCUCCAAGCCCCCCUGCUUCUGGACCAGUAGUUCAGUCCAUCCUGGUAGCCAGUGAAGAUGACAUUCGUUGGGUGUGUGAGGACAUGGGGCUGCAUGAUCCAGAUGAGCUGCGCAGCUACAUGGAAAGGAUUCGAGGUAGCUCCUGAUCUGCC